GCCUUGGAAGGGAUAUCAGAGGCACAUUCCAGGGGUACCAGCCUCUGGGGUUUCUCUCUUCCCCCCUCAAUGCUUCAAGCAAAGAUAGGUUCUGUAAUGGUAUGUGGGACUAACCUUGGGAGACAGAAGGAAGAGCCGCAGACUAGACACCUGUCAUGCAAAAGUGUCCUGGUGACAGGAUCCGAUCGGGGGAUUGGUCUCGGUCUGGUGAAGAGAUUUCUGACACUGCCAUGUCCACCCAAGUGGGUCUUUGCUACAACCCUCGAUCUGAAGGGAAAAGAAACCACAGAGGUAAAAGAGUUGGCUUGCAAACAUCAAAAUCUGGUGGUGUUGCAGUUAGAUCUAACUGCAGCUCAUUCUCUCUUUUCUCCUCUCUACAAGGCCUUUCUGCCCCUGCUGAAGAAGGCAGCCGAGAAUAGUCCAAAUCAAGGCCUGAGCAGCAGCAAGGCGGCUAUUAUCAAUAUAUCCAGCAUUACGGGAUCGAUUGAAUGUAUGGCUUAUUGGGACGAACUGAAGAUAAUUGGAUGCCGCUGUAGUAAGGCCGCUUUAAACAUGCUCACCAAGUGCCAGUCGCUCGAGUAUCCAGCUAGUGGGAUUCUGACUGUCUCCAUCCAUCCUGGCUCAGUCGAAAAUCCUCGCAACCCAGUUGUGGAAAUCACUGUGGAAGAGAGCGCCCAGGGUAUCGUGACUGUGCUGUCCACGCUUUCCGACCAGGACAACGGGACCUUUCUGGACUGGCUGGGUCAUCGAGUUCCCUGGUGA
Python bivittatus (Burmese python) is the source of this 762-nucleotide messenger RNA. The record is from RefSeq and is a predicted model, not a curated record. NCBI's taxonomy places the organism in Eukaryota, Metazoa, Chordata, Lepidosauria, Squamata, Pythonidae.